Oncorhynchus nerka (sockeye salmon) is the source of this 7285-nucleotide messenger RNA. Its product is annotated as oxysterol-binding protein-related protein 3-like. The record is from RefSeq and is a predicted model, not a curated record. Gene Ontology annotation, molecular function: cholesterol binding. Lineage: Eukaryota; Metazoa; Chordata; Actinopteri; Salmoniformes; Salmonidae. The transcript is spliced from 24 exons. The coding region runs from base 487 to 3153 and encodes 888 amino acids. Gene Ontology annotation, cellular component: membrane; intracellular membrane-bounded organelle; cytosol.
UUCACGAUGGUGUCAGUCGUCAGUCUGGAGACUGGAAGAAAGCUGCUAGUACUGUAGGUUCAAGUUGUCAUUUUAAAACUUUGUUUUUAAUUUAUUUAUACCGCAAAAUAUAAGUUAUAGUCUUAUAUUAUUCGCCAACAAAUAACACAUUAGUUCAGCGAAAAUAUUUUACUCUCGUUUAUCGUCUCUCGGGAAUCUAAACCUCAGUAGAAACUUUGCAAAGAUGGACAAGGUUGCAGCGCCUCACUGACCCAGAGAAGCCCAAGUCCCAAGGAGAGAGGAUCCUCAAGCCCCAGGGACAGGGAGACGGGCUACAGGGAGACGGGCUGCAGGGAGACGGGCUGCAGGGAGACGGGCUACAGGGAGACGGGCUACAGGGAGACGGGCUGCAGGGAGACGGGCUGCAGGGAGACGGGCUGCAGGGAGACGGGCUACAGGGAGACGGGCUACAGGGAGACGGGCUGCAGGGAGACGGGCUGCAGGGAGAUGGGCUCAGAGGAGAGGAGUUCAGCCAUGUCUCACAAGAUCUCUUCCCCCUCACACAGCAACAGCAGCUCCUCCUCCAAACACGACAGCCGACAGGACAGUUGGGAGAUUGUAGAGGGGCUGCGUGGAGGACACAGUAGUGUCCAGGAGCCCCAGAAGCAGGAUGGAUACAUGCUGAAGAGGAGGAAGUGGCCGAUGAAGGGAUGGCACAAGAGAUACUUCUACUUGGACAAGGGCAUCCUGAAGUAUGCCAAGUGUGGUGCUGACAUUGAGAAGGGGAAGUUACACGGCUGUAUUGACGUGGGUCUCUCUGUUAUGGCCAUUAAGAAGUCAGCCCAGUGCAUUGAUCUGGAUGCAGAAGAAAACAUCUAUCACCUGAAGAUCAAGUCACAGGAGCUGUUUGAUGAAUGGGUGUCUAAGCUACGCCACCAUCGGCUGUACCGUCAGAAUGAGAUUGCUAUGUACCCCCAGGAGAAGACUUACUACUACCCCCACUUCCCCCCUCCCGGGUCCCCCGGUGUGGCUGAUAGAACGCGGCAUGUGUCUCUAGCCAGGCAGGCAUCGGUCCAUGCUGCAGGUAGCUUCCCUGUGACCUGUACCAGCCAAUCCAAGGUGGCCGCCUGGCUGCAGUCCUCAGACGACAUGAACAAGUGCUCUAAAGACAUGUCAGUGUGUGAGUCCUACCUGUUGGAACUGAACCAUCUGCUACAGAGUAUGGAGGUCAUCCACCGCACCUACUCAGCUCCAGCCAUCAACGCACUACUGCAGGCUUCUACAUUUGACACCCCCAAAAAGGAAAAAAGGCCCCCAAGGAAAUGGCGUGGUUCUAAAAACUACGGCAAAGAUGUGAAAACAACACUGCAGGUUCCCAGUUGCAUCUCAUCUGGCUCCGUCCGUCUCCACGCCUCCAACCCCAACCUCUCUACUGCAGCCCUGGGGACUGCGAAGGCCUACCCUGAACCUCCCUAUAUGGACUCUCCUAUAGACGUAGCCAAACUACAGGAGGACUUCUGCCGCGUCGCUAACAACCUGUAUGCCACCAUGAAGUCAGCCCUGAGCGCUCUCACCUCUGAGAAGGAGAAGUUAAAACAGGUGCUGGACCACCAAGACACAUGCCCCCCUACCUCUCCAGGGAUUAUGGGUCUGAAGAACGCUCUGUCCUCGGCUAUAGCCCAGAACUCUGAACUGAGAGAGCGGCUGAGCAACAUUCACGCUGAGUCCAGCUGCGUCCCAGAACCCUCCACUGGGCUCAUAAACCUCUCUGGUCCCCUACAGAAGCAAGACUCCACCGAUGGAUCCCACCCCCUAGUUCACCAGGCGUCCAAUGAGAGCAGAGCAUCCAUCACAGAGUCUCUAUCAGAGUUCUUCGAUGCUCAGGAGGUUCUACUGUCUGCCAGCUCCUCAGAAAACGAGGCCUCUGAUGAUGACUCAUACAUCAGUGACAACGUCAGCGACAACAUCUCCAUGGACAACUUCAGCAACGAGACGGAGAGACCUAACUCGGGCUGUGAAGAGAACGGGGCCCUUCUGAGAAGACGCAGGUCGUGCCUCCCGUCGGCCAGCCCUAACACCAGUAACAUCAGUCUAUGGAACAUCCUUAAGAACAACAUAGGAAAAGACCUCUCCAAGGUGGCUAUGCCUGUUCAGCUGAACGAGCCCCUCAACACCCUGCAGAGACUGUGUGAGGAGCUGGAGUACAGCGAGCUGCUGGACAGAGCUGCUAACACACAGGACCCCUUUGAACGCAUGGUGUACAUAGCCACGUUUGCAGUGUCGGGGUACGCGUCCAGCUACCACCGAGCGGGAGGGAAGCCCUUCAACCCGGUCCUGGGGGAGACCUAUGAGUGUGACCGCCCCGACAAGGGCCUCCGAUUUGUAGCAGAACAGGUCAGCCAUCACCCACCUAUAUCAGCAUGCCACGCUGACUCUAAAAACUACAUAUUCUGGCAAGACAUGAGGUGGAAAAACAAGUUCUGGGGGAAGUCUAUGGAAAUAGUUCCUGUGGGCACCACCCAUGUGAUGCUGCCAGGGUUUGGGGACCACUAUGAGUGGAACAAGGUCACGUCCUGCAUCCACAACAUCCUGAGUGGGCAGCGCUGGAUAGAACACUACGGAGAGAUCUCCAUCAGGAACACCAGCACUGAUAUCUGCCAGUGUAAGGUCACCUUCAUCAAGGCCAAGUACUGGAACUCGAGUGUUAACGAGGUGGAGGGCACCAUCACAGACCACAAGGGGAAGGUCAUCCACAGACUGUUUGGGAAGUGGAACGAGGGGGUGUACUGUGGAGACCCCCCCUCUGCCACCUGCAUCUGGAGAGCCAAUGCCAUGCCGGCUGACCACGAGCAGUACUACGGCUUCACUAAGUUUGCUAUGGAGCUCAAUGAGCUGGACCCUUCACUGAAACUGCUGCUGCCUCCCACAGACACCCGGCUACGGCUCGACCAGAGGCUGCUAGAGGAGGGCAACAUAGAGGCAGCAGAGGAACAGAAGCAGAAGAUAGAACAGCAGCAGAGAGACAGACGCAGAGUCCUGGAGGAAAACACCAUGACACAUCAACCCACAUUCUUCAGGAAAUCAAAGGACGACACCUGGGUUAGCAACAACACUUACUGGGACCUGAGAAGGGAUCCAGGCUUUUCCCACCUGGACUGUCCUGUGUUGUGGUGACCUGAGAAGGUAUCCAGGCUAUCACCACCUGGACUGUCCUGUGUUGUGGUGACCUGAGAAGGGAUCCAGGCUUUUCCCACCAGGACUGUCCUGUGUUGUGGUGACCUGAGAAGGGAUCCAGGCUUUUCCCACCUGGACUGUCCUGUGUUGUGGUGACCUGAGAAGGGAUCCAGGCUUUUCCCACCUGGACUGUCCUGUGUUGUGGUGACCUGAGAAGGGAUCCAGGCUAUCACCACCUGGACUGUCCUGUGUUGUGGUGACCUGAGGAGGGAACCAGGCUAUCACCACCUGGACUGUCCUGUGUUGUGGUGACCUGAGGAGGGAACCAGGCUAUCACCACCUGGACUGUCCUGUGUUGUGGUGACCUGAGAAGGGAUCCAGGCUUUUCCCACCUGGACUGUCCUGUGUUGUGGUGACCUGAGAAGGGAUCCAGGCUUUUCCCACCUGGACUGUCCUGUGUUGUGGUGACCUGAGAAGGGAUCCAGGCUAUCACCACCUGGACUGUCCUGUGUUGUGGUGACCUGAGGAGGGAACCAGGCUAUCACCACCUGGACUGUCCUGUGUUGUGGUGACCUGAGGAGGGAACCAGGCUAUCACCACCUGGAAUGUCCUGUGUUGUGGUGACCUGAGGAGGGAACCAGGCUAUCACCACCUGGAAUGUCCUGUGUUGUGGUGACCUGAGGAGGGAAUCAGGCUAUCACCUCCUGGACUGUCCUGUGUUGUGGUGACCUGAGGAGGGAACCAGGCUAUCACCACCUGGACUGUCCUGUGUUGUGGUGACCUGAGGAGGGAACCAGGCUAUCACCUCCUGGACUGUCCUGUGUUGUGGUGACCUGAGGAGGGAACCAGGCUAUCACCACCUGGACUGUCCUGUGUUGUGGUGACCUGAGGAGGGAACCAGGCUAUCACCUCCUGGACUGUCCUGUGUUGUGGUGACCUGAGGAGGGAACCAGGCUAUCACCACCUGGACUGUCCUGUGUUGUGGUGACCUGAGGAGGGAACCAGGCUAUCACCACCUGGACUGUCCUGUGUUGUGGUGACCUGAGGAGGGAACCAGGCUAUCACCACCUGGACUGUCCUGUAUUGUGGUGACCUGAGGAGGGAACCAGGCUAUCACCACCUGGACUGGCCUGUGUUGUGGGGACCUUAGUGUGACUUUUGUGGCCACUGGUCACACACCUGGGUCAUGUUUAUUAGGCCCAGGACUGAAACAGGGAGGGACGACCUGAACGUGUCCAGUAAGAAACACUUGUACGUUCAAAAGGCACCAAACGGAAGAAAACAGACUGCAACUUCCAGUCCAAUAAGAAACUUUUUUUUUUCAGUUGCAAAACGUUUUGCUACGGUGUGCACUUAUGAACACGACCCUGUUUGGACUUCCUGUCUGUACUGUGACCCAGGCUGGCUCUGGGGGCUGGAGUCCUGCUGCUCUAUCCGUCUCAUUGGUUACGCCUCAAAUGGCACCCUAUUCCCUACAUAGUGUACUGCUUUUGACCAGAGCCCUGUGGGCCCAAGUAGUGCAUCAUACGCUAAAGGGAAUAGGGUGCCAUUUGGGACGUACGGUCUUGCACAUGUCCAUCUACUAUCCAUCAUUCACAUGUCCAUCUACUAUCCAUCAUUCACAUGUCCAUCUACUAUCCAUCAUUCACAUGUCCAUCUACUGUCCAUCAUUCACAUGUCCAUCUACUGUCCAUCAUUCACAUGUCCAUCUACUGUCCAUCUACUAUCCAUCAUUCACAUGUCCAUCUACUAUCCAUCAUUCACAUGUCCAUCUACUAUCCAUCUACUGUCCAUCAUUCACAUGUCCAUCUACUGUCCAUCAUUCACAUGUCCAUCUACUAUCCAUCAUUCACAUGUCCAUCUACUAUCCAUCUACUGUCCAUCAUUCACAUGUCCAUCUACUGUCCAUCAUUCACAUGUCCAUCUACUAUCCAUCAUUCACAUGUCCAUCUACUGUUCAUCAUUCACAUGUCCAUCUACUGUCCAUCUACUGUCCAUCAUUCACAUGUCCAUCUACUAUCCAUCUACUAUCCAUCAUUCACAUGUCCAUCUACUAUCCAUCAUUCACAUGUCCAUCUACUAUCCAUCAUUCACAUGUCCAUCUACUAUCCAUCAUUCACAUGUCCAUCUACUGUCCAUCAUUCACAUGUCCAUCUACUAUCCAUCUACUAUCCAUCUACUGUCCAUCAUUCACAUGUCCAUCUACUAUCCAUCAUUCACAUGUCCAUCUACUAUCCAUCAUUCACAUGUCCAUCUACUAUCCAUCAUUCACAUGUCCAUCUACUAUCCAUCAUUCACAUGUCCAUCUACUAUCCAUCAUUCACAUGUCCAUCUACUAUCCAUCAUUCACAUGUCCAUCUACUAUCCAUCUACUAUCCAUCAUUCACACAUUCACAUGUCCAUCUACUAUCCAUCAUUCACAUGUCCAUCUACUAUCCAUCAUUCACACAUUCACAUGUCCAUCUACUAUCCAUCAUUCACAUGUCCAUCUACUAUCCAUCAUUCACACAUGUCCAUCUACUAUCCAUCAUUCACAUGUCCAUCUACUAUCCAUCAUUCACAUGUCCAUCUACUAUCCAUCAUUCACAUGUCCAUCUACUAUCCAUCUACUAUCCAUCCUUCACAUGUCCAUCUACUGUCCAUCUACUAUCCAUCAUUCACAUGUCCAUCUACUGUCCAUCUACUAUCCAUCAUUCACAUGUCCAUCUACUAUCCAUCAUUCACAUGUCCAUCUACUGUCCAUCAUUCACAUGUCCAUCUACUGUCCAUCAUUCACAUGACCAUCUACUAUCCAUCAUUCACAUGUCCAUCUACUGUCCAUCUACUAUCCAUCAUUCACAUGUCCAUCUACUGUCCAUCUACUAUCCAUCAUUCACAUGUCCAUCUACUAUCCAACCUUCACAUGUCCAUCUACUAUCCAUCAUUCACACAUUCACAUGUCCAUCUACUAUCGAUCCUUCACAUGUCCAUCUACUAUCCAUCCUUCACAUGUCCAUCUACUAUCCAUCAUUCACACAUUCACAUGUCCAUCUACUAUCCAUCCUUCACAUGUCCAUCUACUAUCCAUCUACUAUCCAUCAUUCACACAUUCACAUGUCCAUCUACUAUCCAUCCUUCACAUGUCCAUCUACUGUCCAUCAUUCACAUGUCCAUCUACUGUCCAUCAUUCACAUGUCCAUCUACUAUCCAUCAUUCACAUGUCCAUCUACUAUCCAUCAUUCACAUGUCCAUCUACUAUCCAUCAUUCACAUGUCCAUCUACUAUCCAUCCUUCACAUGUCCAUCUACUAUCCAUCAUUCACAUGUCCAUCUACUAUCCAUCCUUCACAUGUCCAUCUACUGUCCAUCAUUCACAUGUCCAUCUACUGUCCAUCAUUCACAUGUCCAUCUACUGUCCAUCAUUCACAUGUCCAUCUACUAUCCAUCAUUCACAUGUCCAUCUACUGUCCAUCAUUCACAUGUCCAUCUACUGUCCAUCAUUCACAUGUCCAUCUACUGUCCAUCAUUCACAUGUCCAUCUACUAUCCAUCAUUCACAUGUCCAUCUACUAUCCAUCAUUCACAUGUCCAUCUACUAUCCAUCAUUCACAUGUCCAUCUACUAUCCAUCAUUCACAUGUCCAUCUACUGUCCAUCAUUCACAUGUCCAUCUACUGUCCAUCUACUGUCCAUCAUUCACAUGUCCAUCUACUAUCCAUCUACUAUCCAUCAUUCACAUGUCCAUCUACUAUCCAUCAUUCACAUGUCCAUCUACUAUCCAUCUACUAUCCAUCAUUCACAUGUCCAUCUACUAUCCAUCAUUCACAUGUCCAUCUACUGUCCAUCAUUCACAUGUCCAUCUACUAUCCAUCUACUAUCCAUCUACUGUCCAUCAUUCACAUGUCCAUCUACUGUCCAUCAUUCACAUGUCCAUCUACUGUCCAUCAUUCACAUGUCCAUCUACUAUCCAUCAUUCACAUGUCCAUCUACUAUCCAUCAUUCACAUGUCCAUCUACUAUCCAUCAUUCACAUGUCCAUCUACUAUCCAUCAUUCACAUGUCCAUCUACUAUCCAUCAUUCACAUGUCCAUCUACUAUCCAUCUACUAUCCAUCAUUCACACAUUCACAUGUCCAUCUACUAUCCAUCAUUCACAUG